AAGCCAACGAGCAAUAACCUUUCACUGAUUUGCUUGGAUACAAAAUAUAUAUGCUAGGUCAUAGGACCAUCCAACUACCACCAACUUCUUUCCUACUACGUUUUGUGUUUGUGUAACGUAUUGCAAGGUUUUACUGCGGAAAGGGGCAUGAGCGAUGGAAUCACAGUUGCCUAUACCAAUCAUCUUACCAUUGAAGUGCUAUAUCACUUUUUUAUGAUUAUCUCUCUUCAAUUUCUACUUUUUCUCAUAUAUUCAAGAUACAACGAAGCACAAGAUCGAAUUGAAUAUCCAAACAUGGAAUCCCACAGCUUAUCUGGUCAGAUAUAUGACAGUAUGUUUGAGUUUGAUAUUGUUGUCAUUGGCUCCGGUAUGAAUUGCUUUCUUUCUUUCCAUCCUGAGUCAUCUACAUACAUAAUCACGCAUUGUAUCCAAAAACUACAGUUCAUUAACUUUGUACCACGUCUUACAGGCCUAAGUGGUUUAGCUUUUGCUAGAUUCUACCUCGAUAUUCAUCCAGAAGUGAGGCUAGUUAUCCUCGAAGAGGACGUGUGCCUUGGCGGCGUUUGGAGCUCAAGUAAGUGUUGUUUCGUCUGGCUACCGUCCCCAUCCUAUAUUUACCAAUAUAUAUUGACUUGUGUGUGUAAUUUCAAGGACGAUCAUAUGAUGAAUUCUGGUGUCAAAGUGGCCGUCGAAUGUCUGGAUUCUCCGAUGUCCCUCUCACUGUUCCUGAAGAUGCACCUUUGUACCACGAUACCUUCGAAGCAAAAUACGUCACCAAUUAUCUCGAGGAGUAUGCAGAUAAUCACAUAUACAACGGGAAGACCCUCUUUUCAAGGAUACGUUUCGGCCAGCAAGCUGUCAAGAUUGACAAGAUAGAUGAUAUAUGGCAUGUCACAACAACUACUAUAGCUCAUCUCACAUCAAAAACUCAAAACAGGAUGAUCUUUACAUGCCCUAAGCUUGUUGUUGCCACCGGUCGUACCUCGCUUCCCCAUAUUCCUCGAAUUGAUUUUGGUUCGGGGAUGACAAGUAGCUUUGAUUCCGUUCAUCAUCAUAAAGAGUUUGGAAAAUUAUCAAAGCAUCCACUUCCCCGGGCCAGCGGAGUAUUAUACUUCGCAGUUCUAGGUGGUGGCAAGUCUGCUGCAGAUAUGGUCUACGAGUCAAUCAAGAAAGGUCACAACGUUAAGUGGAUUAUUCGGAGAACUGGCGAAGGUCCAGCUCUGCUAUUUCCCGCCCCUGGGUAUGGCCGUUACAAGAACUCGGUCGAAAGUUCAGCAACCAGGAUGAAGGCACUGUUCAGUCCGUCUCCGUUUAUGCCAAAAUCAUGGUGGUUUUCCUUGAUACGUGUCAUUCUAUACGGAACUAGUGUUGGGAUAAACUAUAUGAUGGAAAGAAUAGACGCCGUUAAUCAAUAUUGUCGUAAGGUGGCGGCAUAUGAUACCAGGCCGGACUCGUUGCCAGGGUUCCCACUCCUUGAUUUUACUACCUCGUGAGUCACCCUCGACUAUGUGUGGAAGCCAUACUGAUAACAUUAGUGCAUUCUGGUGCACUGGACCUGUAGGACUUGUGCAGCAUGACGAUUUCUGGGAUACAAUAUCUCAAAAUGCUCAAAUUUAUCGCAACGACGUUGUCUCUUACAAAGACAACAUCAUAACUUUAGACAAUGGCACUCAACUUUAUGCGGAUGAAUUAUUACUAGGAACAGGCUGGACUACCACUCAAAUAUGCUUUUCUGAUACACAAGCUCAGUUUUUAGGUCUCCCUCAUUUCAAGGCAAAGAAUAAUGCAAAAGAAAGGAAGUUUUGGGAACUCAUUUAUGAAGAGGCAGAUCGUCAAGUAAUUACCGACUUUCCACUCCUUGAAAACCCUCCUCCAUAUCGAAAAGACCGCUCUGCCCCUCACACAACAGUACAACAGUUAUACAAAGGCAUUGCACCGCUUAGAGACAACUCGAUCGCAUUUCUAGGGGCAAUAGAUAUGUCGAACUCUUUCCGUACAGCCGAGACACAAGCUAUCUGGACCACAGCAUACUUCGACGGUAACAUAACUCUACCUCCGAACGAACAGAUGUUGAGAGAAGUUGCCUACAUGGGGGCGUUUUCGAAACGGAGAUACCCUACUCGUGGUGUAAAGGGAGAGUGUUUUUUCUUUGAGCUUGUUUGGUAUACCGAUGCUUUGCUUCAUGAGGUUGGCUUGAGAUCGCAUCGCAAAGGAUGGUGGGCUGACUGGGUGGAACCCUGUCUUGCAUCGGAUUUAAAGGGAAUGAAGGAUGAAUACAAGAAGAAAUUCGGAUUGUGAGCGUUCUGUUAGGCACUCAAUUUGCAUUAUUACUAGUCGUCAUUCGUUGAGUGAAGUUGCGACUUCUUGGAAUAACGCUUAGGUACUCAUCAUCAUUGCACACUUACCGUAAUUAG
Molecule: messenger RNA, 2414 nt
Organism: Sclerotinia trifoliorum
Lineage: Eukaryota; Fungi; Ascomycota; Leotiomycetes; Helotiales; Sclerotiniaceae
Source: the annotation of a GenBank genome assembly